This is a messenger RNA of Plasmodium vivax (malaria parasite P. vivax), 2908 nucleotides long. RefSeq names its product Pv-fam-d protein. The record is from RefSeq and is a predicted model, not a curated record. NCBI's taxonomy places the organism in Eukaryota, Apicomplexa, Aconoidasida, Haemosporida, Plasmodiidae. The transcript has a single exon. The coding region runs from base 1 to 2439 and encodes 812 amino acids.
AUGCUGGAAGUAGUUGGUGACCAAACUGGUAAUGUUGCAAAGGAAGUAAAAGAAUUAUUAGAAAAUGACGGAUCUGUGAAAAAACUUGAAGAUGAAGUGACUAAUGAUAAACCUCAAAAUGAACCUGACCAGGCAGUAGUAACUGAUGAGACAACUCCAAAACAAGAUUCUCCCGUAACAGAAGGUGGAAAGCCUGAAGAAAAUACAGAGUUACCAGCCAAAGAAGUAAAGUAUGCAUCCAGCAAACACGAUAGCAGGAAGAGUGACUAUUAUUCAGAUAAUUAUGAUGAUGAAGAAGAUGAAGAUUAUGACUACAACUAUCGCGACAGGCGUAGGCGUGGUGACGAUCGCGAUGGUCGUAGGCGUGGUGACGAUCGCGAUGGUCGUAGGCGUGGUGAUGAUCGUGAUGGUCGUAGACGUGAUGACGAUCGCGACUAUCGUAGACGUGGUGAUGAUCGCGACGAUCGUAGACGUGAUGACGAUCGCGACUAUCGUAGGCGUGGUGAUGAUCGCGACGAUCGUAGACGUGAUGACGAUCGCGACUAUCGUAGGCGUGGUGAUGAUCGCGAUGGUCGUAGACGUGGUGAUGAUCGCGAUGGUCGUAGACGUGGUGACGAUCGCGACAACCGCAAAUAUAGAGAUGAUGAUGGAUACCCUGAAGACCGUGACGAUCGCGACAAUCGAGACAACCGCAAAUAUCGUGGUGAUCGCAGACAUCCACAAGAGCGUGACAAUCGUAAGAAGCGCCAUGAUGAUAGAUACCCUGAGGAUCGUGAUGAUCGCGACAACCGCAAAUAUAGAGAUGAUGAUGGAUAUACUGAUGACCAAGAUGAUGACAGAUACGACCAAGGCCGAGCCGGUCCUAAAAAACGUGGUGAUGACAGAAAAGACCAAGGCAAAACCGGCCCUAAACAACCUGGUGAUGACGGAAACGACCAAGGCCUAGACAGUCCAAAAAAACGUGGUGGUGACAGAUACGAUGAUGACAGAGACAGUCCAAAAAAACGUGGUGGUGACAGAUACGAUGAUGACCGAGACAGUCCUAAAAAACGUGGUGGUGACAGAUACGAUGAUGACCGAGACAGUCCUAAAAAACGUGGUGGUGACAGAUACGAUGAUGACCGAGACAGUCCUAAAAAACGUGGUGGUGACAGAUACGAUGAUGACCGAGACAGUCCUAAAAAACGUGGUGGUGACAGAUACGAUGAUGACCGAGACAGUCCUAAAAAACGUGGUGGUGACAGAUACGAUGAUGACCGAGACAGUCCUAAAAAACGUGGUGGUGACAGAUACGAUGAUGACCGAGACGAUCGUAAACAUCAAUAUGAUCGAAGUGGUCAAAAGAAUAAAAAGUAUUUUGAUGAUGAUUAUAGUGUCUAUGAAGAUGGUGAUGAAGAUUAUAGUGUCUAUGAAUAUGAACACUAUGGAAAACCUUCAAAUUAUAAACAACCUGGAUUCGAUAAUAAAAGAGAUAAAUCACCAAGCAAAUAUCCUGCCAAGGGUUAUCCCCAAAAAUCAUCGAAUGAUAAAUACGGAAAUGUUAACAAAGGUGGAGAAAUGUAUGAUUCAAUGGAUCUAGAAGAAGAUGGAAAAAAAUUUUACGGUAAAUCACAGACCCAACCUCAGCGUUCAAAAGGAUACGAUUCAAAAAAAUAUUAUGACGAUGAUGAUUAUGAUGAUGAGGAUGAUGAUUAUGAUUACGAUGAUGAUGAUGAUUAUGAUGAUAGACGACAUGGUCCAUCAAAAUAUGAUGAUCCUUAUAAUAAAAAACCUGGACAACCCCAAUUUGGUCAACAACCUGGACGACCUGGACAACCUGGACAACCCCAAUUUGGUCAACAACCUGGACAACCUGGACAACCUGGACGACCUGGACAACCUGGACAACCUGGACAACCUGGACAGCCCCAAGUUGGCCCACAACCCGGAAAACCUGGUCAACAACCUGGACGACCUGGACAACCUCAAGUUGGUCCUCAAGGUAAACCAUCUCCUAUGGGACCAAAAAAAAAUGAUAGUGGUAAAGAGGAAUCUAAAGAAAAAGGUGGCUUUAUUAACAAAAUUAAAAAUUUUAUAAAAAAAUCAGAUGCAAUGUAUGAAACAGAGUUGCUAAACGUAAUGAUGCUUUCUGCUAAUAGCAAAAAUAAAACUGGAGCAAAACUUGGAAUAAAAAAACAAAUUCUUAACAAAGUAACAAUCCUUUCUCCCGUUCUCGCAAUGAGCAUCUUUUUCAUAUUAUUUACCGUUUUUAAUAAAGUUCCAGGUAUGAUCGUAUCUGCCAUAUUUGUUGCUAUAGCAUUCAUAUACGUUAUCUAUAAGCACAAGAAAUGCAAACGUAUGUUCAAAGUUUACGGUAAAACCAACGAUCUUCAGAAAUUUUUAGAAUUCGGGAACCCUCAACAAGUUAGCUAUCAGCCCGAACAGCCACAAAAGAAAUGAUUUGAGUACAUAGAUUAAUUUUUUUAUAUUCAGGAGCAAAAUUUGUACAUACUCUAAAUAUAUGUGAGAGUCAAAUAUAACCUUUUCAUAUCUUUAUCAUAAAAAACGAUUAUAAAUGUAGUUUUGUAUGUUCCCUAUUAGAAAAAUAAAUUAAAAUUUUCUUAUUUAUUAUGUACAUAAAUUAUUAAUUAUGUAUAAAAGUUGUUAUAAUAUUAUUUUCCUUUCUUUCAUAUAAUUAAUUAAUAUUUUCAUUUAUACAUUUUUUUUUUCCGUUUUGGGGUAAAUUUACUAUGUAUAUAUUUUUCUCACAUUUGUUUAGACACAAUAUAUUAUGUGUUUUGCUUAAUCUAAGAAAGAAUAGUUCACAGUAUUAUGUAUAAUUUUAUUUUUUAUUUAGCAUUGCAUUUCAUUAUUAUUUUUGUAAAUUACACUUAAGGAGACAUUUUAACUAUUAAAAAAUAAUAAUAGA